AUGAAAAUAGAUACAAAUGCGACCGAUCGUUUAAUUACUCCACGAGAACUUUAUCUUGAUGAUGAAACUGAUAUUAUAACUGCUACUAGUCAAGGAUUAAAUCAACCACAAAGUAUUUAUAUUGAUAGUUCAACGGAUGGUAUGUAUAUACUUGAUUUUGGUUCGAACGAUACAAUAGUUUUGGAUCAUUACGAAUUUCAUUAUCGUGUUCAAUUGUGA
Rotaria sordida is the source of this 219-nucleotide messenger RNA. Lineage: Eukaryota; Metazoa; Rotifera; Eurotatoria; Philodinida; Philodinidae. The record is from the annotation of a GenBank genome assembly.